AUGGCAUUUUCAACUUCCCCAAUAUAUCAUAAUAAGUUAUCACCACCAACGGAAAGACUUGGAAAAAAUGAAAAAAUUGGAAGAAGCAGUGAAAUACAUUUUUAUGAUGAUGGUGAUGUUGAAUUGACGGCAGAAAAUAUUACAUUUCGAAUACAUAAAAAUAUUUUAUCAUUAUCAUCACAAUUUUUUAAUGGAAUGUUUCUAUCAGCAAAACCAUCAGAUGAAGAUUUAAUUAUAUCAAAUAUUACUGGAAAAUCAAUUCCUAGAAUUGAAUUAAGAGAUGAUGCGGCACCUGAUAUUGAAAAAUUACUUUCAUUUCUUUAUCCCAAUACCUUUUUUGAAAUUAGUUGGGAUGAUGUGGCAAGUUUAUUAAGAUUAGCCGAUAAAUAUAUUGUGGAAACUUUAACGUCGGCUUGUGUGGCAUUCCUUAAACGAUCAUAUCAAGAAGAACCUUUACAAGCAUUAAAAUUAUCAGAAGUUUAUCGAAUUUCGACAGUAUAUAAAGAAUCAUCAAAAUUGGUAUUAGAUAAUUUCGAGCAAUUCUUUCAUGAACCCAAAAAUCUUAUAGGAUUAUCAAGGACCACAAUAAAUAAAUUAAAAAUAUCAAGGCAACAAUAUGUUGAAGGAUUAAAUAAAUUAUAUUGCGUUACGGUGGAUAGAAGGUUUCCACCUUUAGCGACUGAACACUUGAGAUCUAAAUUUGAAGAAUGUGUUAAAGAUAUUUGUACAUUUCCAUUUCAAGUACCAUCUUAUUCUUGGAUGAAAUUACAUCAAGUUGAUUGUUCUAAACAUUUUGAAUGUCGGGAAGAAUUAAGGAGGUUGAAACCUUUUAUUAAUGAAAGGAUAACAACAUUUUUUGGUGAUUAUGAACCUCUUGCUUGGUCACGAUCUCCACCUUCCAAUACACCGCCACCUUCUAAUAUGCCUGAAGCACGUUAUCCGUUCAUUGAAUUGAGAGAUGAUUAA
Molecule: messenger RNA, 966 nt
Organism: Diversispora eburnea
Lineage: Eukaryota; Fungi; Glomeromycota; Glomeromycetes; Diversisporales; Diversisporaceae
Source: the annotation of a GenBank genome assembly